This is a messenger RNA of Ceratitis capitata (Mediterranean fruit fly), 1406 nucleotides long. Its product is annotated as probable protein disulfide-isomerase ER-60. The record is from RefSeq and is a predicted model, not a curated record. Gene Ontology annotation, biological process: protein folding; response to endoplasmic reticulum stress. The transcript has a single exon. Lineage: Eukaryota; Metazoa; Arthropoda; Insecta; Diptera; Tephritidae. Gene Ontology annotation, molecular function: protein disulfide isomerase activity. Gene Ontology annotation, cellular component: endoplasmic reticulum. Bases 340 to 1383 code for a protein of 347 amino acids.
UUCAAAUGUUACACUACAUUAACUAAGCAAAAACACUUCUUUUUUUUAUUUAUUUCCAACUAAUUAAUAAAAUCAUUCAUUAUACUCUGUACUGUAAAUUAACGCCUCACUUGAAAGCAACCCUGCUUCAUUGUUCUUCGAACGCCAUUCGUGAUUUGUUUAUACACACACUUUUUUUAUUGUAUUUUCUUUUUUAUUCGCUAAGCCGCUAACCAAUUACAUAUCCGCACAUAUCUAGAGUAAAUUUUGUUUUAAUUAAUGUAAUUAAAUUCCCACCGAUAAAAAAAGAAUCAGGAAUCACAGUAACGACAUAUUAAAUUUUACGUAAAAGCUGUUUACAUGGAUUUUGUGGGUAUGACGGAAGCCAAACAAUGCAAUCAAGAGCAGGAAUUAAUUAAUACCGUGGAGUUAUAUGAUGAUACGUCUUCAGAAUUAUACUAUACAGAAGAAUCUGAAGAUGACGAUCCAACUGGUUUUGGUUUGUACGGUACAAUAACAACUGCACAGUUUAGAGAAGCGCUGGAAGAGUCAAUAACCUCUCGGAACGAUCCUCCAAAGACGAGCAAUGUUGAAACACUUUUACAUUUACACUACGGCGACCUUAUAGUAUAUCUGGAAUCAACGGAAACAAUUGAAACAUCCGGGUUUCCUUAUAUUAUAAUGUUUCAUAGCUUUGAAAAAUAUGCUACCGACUUACUUUGCUACAUUGAUAUGCUUUUUCAAUCUGCUCAACAAUAUGAUGGUGAUAUAUGUUUUGCCAUAACAGACUUUAAAAAUUACGAAUCCGUGCUCAAUUACCGACCCGGAACUGAUACUUUUUGGAAGCGUUAUGAAAGGCAUGGCUUUAGCAAAACCCAACGUCCAGGUAUUUUCGCGAUAGACACAGACAAUCGCAUUUAUCAAUUCGUAGGUCCUUUGAACGCAGAUGAGCUAAGAAAAUUUAGCCGCCAACUAGUAAAUGAUGAACUAUUUAAAACUGAACCAAUACCAGAAGAUGACGAAGAAGAUUUUGUACGUGUUGGCGUCGCUGCGAAUUUUGAGCAGCUAGUACUGAAAAGUGAUAUAGACAUAUUUCUAGUAUUAUAUAGUAAUUCAUGCCCUUGUUCUCGCGAAAUAUUGCCCAUUCUAAAUGAAGUAGGAAGACUGCUACAAGAUGAAGACAUCUUAGUGUUAAAAAUAAAUGCUGAAAAGAACUAUUUACCACUAAAAUAUUAUGCCUGGUAUUAUCCCACAUUAAUGUUUAUAAAACGAACCAACAAGAACAAUUUAAUCGAAUAUAAUGGUUCAAGUAGGACCGUCAAUGACAUUAUAAAAUUUAUUGCUAAAAAUGCCACAGAUGAUCUACUUGAAUUCAACAGAAAGGGUAGGCCGAGAUUCGAUUAAUGUUAAAUAAAGUUUCGUGAUAU